This is a messenger RNA of Cricetulus griseus (Chinese hamster), 2938 nucleotides long. The record is from RefSeq and is a predicted model, not a curated record. Lineage: Eukaryota; Metazoa; Chordata; Mammalia; Rodentia; Cricetidae.
UCUUCUGAGGGCUGGAGAUUACUGUCAUGUACCAGCAAAACACCAUAUUUGAAAUGAUCUGCUUUUCACCAGUUGAUUGCACAUUCCACAAGUAUAUUCUGCUUUACUCACCAGUAAGAGCCCAUGCCUAUUAUAGUACAUUUUACCUAGUAGACAAUAAAUAAUGGAUGAAUGAAUAUCAUUGUCUCUCUUUGAGAAAUGUUGGUCCAACUUCUGAAGCUGCAUCAAUCAGUAUAUGAGUAUGAAUUGUUAAUAUGCCAAAGAGUUGACCCAUUAUUUUUAGAGAUUGUUUUAUAUUGAAAUGAGGAAGACCUUUACAUUUAUCUGUUUCCCCAAUUAUGUAACUUGUUUCAUUAUAGAUACACAUAUGUUCUGUUGUAGGAACACGUUCCAUUUAUAAACAUGAAUUCACAUAAGCUUUUACCUGGUGUCAGCAAUUUUCUUUUAUUAGGAGAAGGUAUGAGGAAGGUACCAAACAGCAGCAGGCUUUUAAAGUUUAGGCAGGUAUGACUCUUGAACUUACUUUGUCAUUUACUUCAUCCUCCAAGGCGUGCAAUCACUUGGCGUGCCUACUUCCCUUUCAAAUGCAAGAACAAGGAAUGCUCAACAUGGGUAACUGGAGUGCCUUAGACCAGCUCCUAGAAAAGGUCCAACCCUACUCCACAGCUGGAGGAAAGGUAUGGCUCAAGGUCCUUUUCAUUUUCCGAAUCCUACUCCUGGGGACUGCCAUCGAGUCAGCCUGGAGUGAUGAGCAGCUUAAGUUCCAUUGCAACACUCAACAGCCUGGUUGUGAAAAUGUCUGCUACGACGAAGCUUUUCCGAUCUCUCAUGUGCGCCUCUGGGUCCUACAGAUCAUAUUCGUGUCUGUGCCUACACUCUUAUACCUGGCACAUGUGUUCUAUGCGAUUCGUCAGAAAGAGAAGUUGAACAAGCAAGAGAAGGAACUUGGAGUUGUUCAUUUGAAUGGCACCAGUGUGGAAAUGCACUCGAGGAAAACUGAAGUAAAGAAGUUCAAGUGUGGCAGUGAAGAACAGAGUAACAUGAAAAUUAGAGGCAGGUUGCUGCUAACCUACAUACUCAGUAUCUUCUUCAAGUCUGUCUUUGAGGUGUCCUUCUUGCUGAUCCAGUGGUACGUUUAUGGUUUUACCCUGAAGGAAAUUUACAUUUGUGAAUACCCUCCUUGCCCUCAUCAGGUGGACUGCUUCCUCUCUCGACCCACAGAAAAAAACAUCUUCAUCAUCUUCAUGCUGGUAGUGUCCCUGGUGUCUUUAGUCUUGAAUGUCAUUGAGCUGUUCUAUGUUUUACUUAAGGCCAUUAAGAAUUGUGUGAGAAAUCAUGAUGAGGUUUACUGUGGUACAACUGACCUACAGAGCGUUUCCCAUGUGUCCUCAACAAGAGUUCUCCCUAACAUGCUUCCUAAGGAUCAGGUGAUUCCUGAGGAUCAUUCUUCAGUCUAUAUUUAAAGUGAGCAAAAUCAUGUCAGUUACGGUGCAUAACAGAGUGAAAGGGGGAAGGAUAAGCAGGAAGUAACCUUUUGGCUUGCACUCAGCCUUUUCUUCGCCCUGAUGAUAAGUAGAAUUCUCAGAGGGUUUGGGUGGAGAGAAAAGCAAAACAAAGAUACUGAACACUAACGCUGUAGAGUAGCAGCUAUCCAGCAGUAGCGGGGGUCACAACAACAGCAGCCUGAUAUCCUAGGUACUGCGAUUUAUGCUUAAAUACAUUGUGAUUUUGCUUAGUUGCUGAAGACAAUCAAAGUGUAGUAGAAAGUGUACCCAAGCUUCAGUACGGAUGAUGUUCAAUGGCCUCAAUUGUGAGAACUAGCAGAUACAAAGGCAUUAGACCGAAAGAGUCUGCGAUAGGGAGUGGAAGAAACUUGUAACCAAGACAUGUGUUAGUAUUUAUAAAGUGCUUGACUCUGGAGGCUUAGAAAUCUAGCCCAGUGGUAGAUGAUUUGUCUAGCAUUUGUGAGACCUCCAGUAGCAGAAGAAUAAAGAAAUAGUCACUUAAACAAAUGAACUAAAUAAAAUGGUUGACUCAAAGAACUUUUAGUCCAAAUUUAACUUGUAUUAAGUAAUGUAAAAGGGCCUUUCAUCUCCCAUGUUACCCUAGAAUUGUUCUGUGUAUGGGGAAGAGUGACUUAUUAUUUGUCUGUAGAAGCAGAUACAGUGUAAAUUCACAAACCUACAUUUUAAAAUAAUACAUAUAUACCAUUGAAAGUUGAGCCUUUCUCUUGGAUUUUAUUGUUUGGGCCCGUACUAUGUUUAAACUGUUUAAUUCCUAUGUAAAAGUAAAUGAUCCUUUCCCUUAAGAUGCAUCCCCCAAUUUAUUGAAUAAUAUGUAAUAAUUCUAUUAAUUGUAAUGAGUUUUGUUUUUCUCUUGUAUAUUCUAGCAGCAAUCCUAUUGCUGACACUAUUUAUUUUUCCAUUCCAAGAUAGAGUCAGAGCCCUGAAAUGUAACAGUUGUACAGAAAACAACACUUGUGAAUACUACAAACUUAAAGAAAUGCUUAGAGGUGAACUAUGAAAUGUGCCUACAUGAAUUUGGCAAUAAUGGUCAUUCUUGGCUUUGUUCUAAAUAAUGCCUAUUAAUUCAGAUGUAAACUUGUGCUGUGAGUUUGGCAGUCUCCUGGGAUGACUGGCAUUUUUCAUAUUCAUAUUAAGAGUUUUUUUGGAAGGCAGGAGAGGGUGAGGGAGGUUUGUGAAAUACCUGUGUAAUUGAUUUGGAACAUGUAAAAUAAAUGCUAACCAUUUCUUCUAAUGCCUUUUAAAAUAUUCCACAGGUGAUUUGACUUUUGUUCUUGCUCCACACACAAUUUUAUUCAAGAAAUAUUAAUUUGCUUAUCAUUUGAUGUUAAACUGCUGUCAUGUUCAGCUUUGUUUCAUGCAAUACAGGCCUAUCAUAUCUUAUUCUAGAGAAUUCUUUAUUCAAUAAAGUUGUG